Molecule: messenger RNA, 1077 nt
Organism: Closterium sp. NIES-65
Lineage: Eukaryota; Viridiplantae; Streptophyta; Zygnematophyceae; Desmidiales; Closteriaceae
Source: the annotation of a GenBank genome assembly
AUGUGCAGCCUCGGUGCGCUUCCAGGAACGCACUGCAGCGUCAUUGCCAUCCUAUACCCUGGAGAUCUGUUGAAGGCUGAGGGACAGGUGUGCAGGACCUCAAUCCGGCACAUCGACCCGCAGACCGGUAAAGGGUAUCACCGCGACGAGGCCGCCCGCGUGCUAAAGUUCUUCCGCACGGCUGUCCUGGCCGAGCUGGGGCGUCCCGGUAGGAUGUGGGACUGGGCGCCGCCAUCACAAGCAGUGGUGGAGGUCAGGCUGGCCGACUGCGACCACCCUAUCCGCGAUAAAGUGCCGGGCACAGUGUCGGACGGGCAUGUCGGUGCCGGCGUGCUUUCCGCGACGUUGUUCGGGUGGGUAGCAAAACAGAUCGACCAUCUGACAGGCGAGAAGGGUCGUCGUGGGGUGAGCAUCGAGAGCAUCGGGAUGAAGAUGCUGAAGGCUUUGCGCGACAGCAUGGUUGAGUACGUCGGCAAGGUCAUUGCCGUGAAACGCACCGCGACGCCGACUUCUCAAGCCGCCGGACCCGCCGACAAUGCCAUAGAUGACGACGUCGCGGAAGGACAGAAGGCGCCCCAAGGUGCAGUUGCCGCCCAGCAUCAUGGGAACGCGAGGGUGCAUGGGGAAGGUGGAAACGGUGGAGGAGGCGACGCAGAGGCAGGUGCAGGAAGGUCGGAAACGGAGAAGUCGGAGUCGUCGUCAGAGUCGGAGUCGGAGUCGGAGUCGGAGGAGGAAGACGAGGCGGUGAAGCGUAAGGACGAGGAGGAGUAUGAGGAGGAGGAGGAGGAGAAUAAGGACGAGAAUGGUGAGAAGUGGGAGGGAGGGAAGGAUGAGGAGGGGGGGGAUGAAGAGGUGGAGUUCGUGGUGGAGUAUGUAGAGGGUACGGUUGAGGCGGGAGCGGCGGAAGAGGCGGUGGGGUCGGCAGAUCAGGGGAAUGAGGAAGAGAAGGAUGACGGCGCGGGAAAUGCUACGAGGUCGGCAGAUGUGGGGAAGGAGAAGGGCGAGGUCGGCGUGGAGGCACCUGGAAAUGGCCAGGAUGAGGCGGCCUGCGAAGGAGGUGGGAAGUGCGAGCACUAG